Molecule: messenger RNA, 1985 nt
Organism: Folsomia candida
Lineage: Eukaryota; Metazoa; Arthropoda; Collembola; Entomobryomorpha; Isotomidae
Exons: 4
Coding region: 58-1908 (616 amino acids)
Source: RefSeq, a predicted model, not a curated record
UUACUCUUAAAUCGCUCUAUUUAUACAUUUGAUUUUCCAGUGAACGAGAAAAACCUGAUGGACAAGCCCCCCAUCAUGACCCGCCCGGCGCCAUCCCCAGUGGGUGGGCGUGGUCCAAGGAAAACGGUGGCGCCGAGGCCAAGUCCUCCUCCACCCCUUGAAGGACCCUUCAUCCAACAACGUGCCCCCCUGCACGAGGACAUUCAAACGUACAAACCGGGCUGGUCAAUUCCUAAACUUCGCGUGGAAGAUAUUGGUCGGUCAAGUUCAAAUCGAGGCUUACAGAUUCUUCCCCCAAGAAAAAAAUCAUCCGCAAAUCCUGUCGCUAAUACGGACAUGCUGGGACAAUUUGACAAGUUCGUGGCAAAUCCGAGCCCAAUGAUUACAGAGAAGAGGUCGAGUCAGCUUAGGCAAAAACUAAGGCAUGAAACAAAGGAAAAACUGGCAGAUAGCAAGAUGGAGAAGGAAAUGGAUAAAAUGAGAAAUAAGUUUUUUGGCGAGAUCAGCUCCGAGUUGGGAUUUGGAUAUGAACAAACCUCUCCCGAUACCAAUUCCAAAAGACCUGUUGCCCCACAACUUUCCGCAAUUCGACUCGCCCCCGCAGAAACCGACUCUUGGAGCGUGAUCAGUUCAAAGAUGACCAAAUCGUUAAAAGAUUGGGCAACGGAUGCGCAAAAAGCUGAGAAUCGCGAAUGGGUGCAAUCCUCCGCGAGUGGAAACCUUCUGAAUAAGAAGACCCACCGAGGAACGCGGACGAUCAGACCUCGCUCAAAGUCAAAAACACGUGCCGCCCUGCCAGCCGGAACCCUGCGGGAAUACUUGGACAUGGGAACGGGCAGAUCGGCUCGACGCGUGGUUAACAGUGAAGACAAACUUGCAAUUAUUUCGCGAGGAUUUCGCAAAACUUUGGAACCAAUUGCGUCACGAGAUAUCAGAUCUCUUAUUCAAACUCCGCCGGAAAAUGUGAUGGAGAAGCUUUCUCUCGAACACGACUCAGCUCUGGAACGCUCACCUCGCUCGAGUCAUCAACCAGCGAAGAAUACUGAGGUGAAAACUGGGGGAGAUGCUGUUUCCUCGUCUCACGCCACCAGGAAGAAGACUCGAGUUAAUAAUAACGCCCAAUCUCACGAAAUCCCCCGAGGACGAAGUGGUUCUCAAAAUCUGGCUGGAUUGAUGAAUUUUCAGUCUUUACUAGAAAUCCAAUCUGCCAACGAAGGCCUACCUUCUUCUAAAGAACGCGUAGCAAAACAGACAAAACCUGAUUCUCAAAAGAGGAAAAGUCUCCCCGAAAUGAAGCAAAAGCUUCUCCUUUCCGGGACUGAGAUGCACGGAACGCUCCAACGUUCCGUCAAAUCGAUCGAUCAAGCUGCAAAAAUAGCUCAGAAUCUGGGCAACUUGAUGUCAAAGGUGGCCAUGCAAAAUGCUGCAAAAUCCAACAAUGACGCCUCAUUAGACCAGCAAAAGAGUCUCAAAUCCACUUCAACAAUGUCGUCCCCUGCCGAAUCGCAAAAGUCAAUCGACCCCGAACUCAAGGAUUUACUCCACCGAAAUCCAUACGCUCCACUAACCGAAGAAAUUAGACGUAGAGCAGAUCGAUUAGCCGAUGUGGUGGAACAGGCCGAAAGAAAUCUGAAACUUCACGGAGCCGCGUUUGGAAUCACGUCCUCGCCAAAAAUACGGUCGCAUGGAAAUUCUCCGAGGAAAAAUGAUCAAAAGACGACUUCCACCAGCAUGACGACGACAUCGUCCGGAACUGAUUUUGGUUUGCAAACGGAAUCGCCCAGGAUCAUCAAGGGGACCAUUGAACCACCAGGGGCAGAGUUUGAAUUUGUAUCAGAUAUGAGUUACACGGAUCAAUUAAUGCUGAAAAAGCUGAGGGGUUUGAAGUCCUCGUGGGGUGAAAGUUAAUUAGUUUGUAGAUAGAUUUUCGCACACAAAACAACUUUAAUGAAUGCUGCAUAAAGACAAUAAAAGUUUACUAAUGG